GCCCCCAGACAGCCGACGAGUUCAUGGAGUUUAUGAUGCGCUGUGGCUUUAAUUGCGUGACUCACAACUUGCGCUGGGAGAUGAAGAGCGGAGUGGCGUUGAAGUCGGGCAUUGCGCGGGGGCGCAAGCACUUGGGCAGCGCCGUCUACGCGGCGCAUAGCGUGGACCAGCAUGAGCUGACGAAUAGCCUGUCGAACGAGACGCGCAUCAGACGGUUGAUCCAGAUCGAGGCAGCAGUUCGGCGAAAUCCCAGGUCGCCAGAUUUCGAGGGGUCGGAGGUGGUCAUGUCGCAUCCGACCGGCACAGGCGGUGAGUUGACCACGAAGAACUCCACGACGUGGGUGUCGGAACGGCAGAAGGACGAGGCCUUCCUCCUCAAGCAGCAGCGGCUGUGGCGGGAAGAGAGAGCGGCGGACGAAAAUCGCCGAGCGGGCAAGGAGUCUGAGCCUGGCGCGGGGUCCAAAUCGGCCCCGAGAGGCGCGGCGUCGCCGCGCUCAGCGCUGGGCCCCCAGGCGCUGGGCGUCGCGCGGCGGCGUCGCCAUGCACGGGGGCGAGAAGGGAGUCCGAUGGCACGGGGAGCUCUUUGGUACCUGAACAAGUUCGGCGCGAACUGCGAGGACUGCCCCGACGCCUUCGGCGAAGGCCCCGAAGGCGGGCGAGCGGCGGAUCCACUCGGCGCAGGGGGCGCUCAACGCCCUGGACGCCGGCCCGUCGCGCUCUUUCCGCCCGGCUGGGCGAGGGCGAAGAGCGCGAGGAGAGCGCGCCUUCCGGCCGAUCAGUCGAUCGGUCUUCGAGCGGUUGGCGCGCGGCGUUGGACAGCUGGGCGGCGACCUGGCGACCUCUGCGAGCAAGGGGUCCUCAAGGAGCUCCUGCGCACCGAGGACCUCUGCGAUCUCGAGCGCCACCUGGGCUCAUACUCGCACGAGCGGGUCGAGAAUAUUCUCGCGCGCGGCAUCGCGGCCAAGGGCGUCCUGGAGCUGGCGCCGCCGAGCCAACGCGAGGUGCUGGCCUACCCCGGGCAGCGCAUCCUCUGGGACAGCGCCGACCUCGAGCUCAGGAACCAGGGCGGCACCCUCUGGCUCAUCGUUGACGCGAGGGAGGCCAACCGCAUGCGCCGACACUCGCCACGCACCUGGCUGGGCACCGUCGCGGCGCUCGGGUCCCUCGACCUCUCCGACACCGCGGCGGGCUCCAGCGAGCCUCCCGACGUCUGCGCGGCCUCGGUCGACCUGCGCAACGACUUCAGCCAGUUCCGCCACCGCAAGUUGGGGUCGCCGUCCGGGGUCGACUUCGCCGAGCGGGCCGACGUCUGGGGGGUUCAGGAAUAUCUACGACGAGGAGCGAGAUGCUUAGUCAAGGUCGGCCCGGGCGAGAUGCUCUUCCCGGUCUUCGACGGGGAUCGGCAUGCCCCCGAGCCGCCGCGGACAAACCUGGCCCACAGGCUGCCGCGCGUCGACAACGCCAACGUCUUCGGCCUCAGUCGGGGCGCCCCCCAACGGCCGCCGGACGCCAUCGAGGGCGACCUCGGCGGGGGCGGCCGCCAUUACAACGUGGAAAACGAGCCCGCGGAGUCGCCCGAGCUCCUGGGGGUCGAGGCGCGGCCCUUCGCGGCGGAGUCGGGCAACGGGGGGGCCGCGCCGUGGACGUGGCGGGACGUCGACACUGUCGUGCGUUCAGCUGAGGAGGUGGGGAUCCCGCACCUGCCGGACGCACUGCUGGGGAGCGGCCGCCGGGCCCCGGCCAUCAAGGGCUCGUCGCAGUGCGAGGGG
Prorocentrum cordatum is the source of this 1769-nucleotide messenger RNA. The record is from the annotation of a GenBank genome assembly. Lineage: Eukaryota; Dinophyceae; Prorocentrales; Prorocentraceae.